AUGCUGAAUAUUCUCAGACAAACGGCGCGAAACACUCCGCGUCUCUGUCGACACUAUGCGACCGCGCUCUCCCCCCAGCAGAAGCAGAUCGUCAAGGCCACCAUCCCAGCCCUCGAACAGCACGGCGUCGCCAUCACGACUCUCUUCUACGAGCAGCUGCUGAAGAAACAUCCCCAGCUGAACAACAUCUUCAACUCCUCCCACCAGGCCACCGGGGUGCAGCCCGCCGCCCUUGCCCACGCUGUCUGGGCCUACGCCAGCAACAUCGACGACCCCAGCGCCCUUGCUACUGCAGUCUCACGCAUUGGCCAUAAACACGCCAGUCUGGGUGUUGCUGCCGAGCACUAUCCCAUCGUCGGCGAGCAUCUCCUCAGCGCCAUCAAGCAGGUCCUGGGCGACGCCGUGACACCCCCUGUUGUUGAUGCCUGGUCCGCCGCAUACCAGCAGCUCGCAGAUAUUUUUAUUUCCUUCGAGGGCGACCUCUACAAGCAGGCGACGCAGACCCCCGGAGGAUGGAAGGGGUGGCGCAAGUUCGUCAUCGCCGAUAAAGUCAACGAGAGCGACGAGAUCAUCUCCUUCCACCUGGUCCCCGAGGACAAGACCGACCUCCCCACGUAUAAACCCGGCCAGUUCGUCAGUGUCCGCUGCUUCGUGCCAGAGCUGGGUGUCUACCAGCCGCGCCAGUACAGUCUGUCCGAUAUCCCCAACCGCCAGUACUUCCAGAUCUCCGUCAAGAAGGAGUUUGCGUCGGGCGCUCGUCCGGCCGGUCGCAUUUCGAAUGUCCUGCACGAGGCGCUCCCCAAGGGCGCCGAGGUCGAGAUCAGCAUGCCCUUUGGCGAUUUCGUGUUGGAUACGAAUGCCACGACGCCUGUGGUGUUGAUGAGUGGUGGUGUUGGGCUGACGCCGAUGAUGUCUAUGCUUAAGACUGUCACUGCGGAAUCUAAAUCGCGCCCGGCGGUGUUUGUGCAUGCGGUGCGCAACGGCCGUGUCCAUGCGAUGAAGGAGACGCUGGCCAGGAUCAUGGCUGAGAAUCCGCAGGUUGGCAAGGCUGUCUUCUACGAGGAGGUGGCCGAGGGCGACAAGAAGGGCGUCGACUACGACCACGUCGGACGCGUCGAUGUGUCAAAGAUCAAGGACCAGGUUCUCCUGCCAGAUGCUGAUUAUUACAUCUGUGGGCCGUCGCCGUUCAUGAAGGCGCAGAGCGAGGCCCUGGAGGGACUGGGGGUCAGCCCUAAGCGCAUCCAUAUGGAAGUCUUUGGCUCGCCGACUCCAUAG
Aspergillus versicolor CBS 583.65 is the source of this 1275-nucleotide messenger RNA. RefSeq lists its product as uncharacterized. The transcript has a single exon. Gene Ontology annotation, biological process: nitric oxide catabolic process; cellular response to nitrosative stress. The record is from RefSeq and is a predicted model, not a curated record. Gene Ontology annotation, molecular function: heme binding; FAD binding; nitric oxide dioxygenase [NAD(P)H] activity. Gene Ontology annotation, cellular component: intracellular anatomical structure. NCBI's taxonomy places the organism in Eukaryota, Fungi, Ascomycota, Eurotiomycetes, Eurotiales, Aspergillaceae. The coding region runs from base 1 to 1275 and encodes 424 amino acids.